This is a messenger RNA of Drosophila subpulchrella, 767 nucleotides long. RefSeq names its product density-regulated protein homolog (gene DENR). Gene Ontology annotation, molecular function: translation initiation factor activity; mRNA binding. The transcript has 3 exons. Lineage: Eukaryota; Metazoa; Arthropoda; Insecta; Diptera; Drosophilidae. The coding region runs from base 124 to 693 and encodes 189 amino acids. The record is from RefSeq and is a predicted model, not a curated record. Gene Ontology annotation, biological process: translation reinitiation; formation of translation preinitiation complex.
AAUCAGAAAACGGCCAGCUUGCAUUGAAAAUCAUCUGUCUGUCUUCUUCGUCCCGAAUUCUCAAUAUAUUUUAAUUUUAAAAUAAUCUCCAAGCGUUAGCCAGUCAAUCCGAUCCGAUAAGCAAUGACGAACGAGGAAGUGGGCACCAACAGCGUCGCCGACCGCCUGCAGGUGGGUCCGCGCGAGGGCGUCACCUAUCCGAUCCAGAUGAAGUACUGCGGCCACUGCACGAUGCCCAUUGAGUACUGCGAGUACUAUCCGGAGUACGAGAAGUGCAAGGAAUGGCUGGAGCGCCACAUGCCAGACGACUUCGAGCGCCUAAAGAUCGAGGAGGAGGCGGCCGCCGCCGACGGGACGGAUGACGACAAGAAGCGCCAGAAGCGCGGCGGCAAGGGACUGCUGCGCGUCAAGAAGAAGGAGGAUGUGCCCAAGCGCAUCUGCGUCUCGCGGGCGGCCCGUGGCAAGAAGAAGUCCGUGACAGUGGUCACAGGAUUGAGCACUUUCGACAUUGAUCUCAAGGUGGCCGCCAAGUUCUUUGGCACCAAGUUCGCCUGCGGCUCUUCGGUGACCGGCGACGAUGAGAUCGUUAUCCAGGGCGACGUCAAGGACGAUUUGUUCGAUGUCAUACCCGAAAAGUGGGCCGAAAUCGACGAAGAUGUCAUCGAGGAUUUGGGCGAUCAGAAGCGAACAUAAAUAAAUUAAUCAAUUUUUUAGCUUAUUUUAUACGCUACAUCAAACAUUAAAAUAUGAAACGUUAAACGUAAAAA